CUUUUCGUCUGCAACUACAGAACAGCAAGAUGACUGAUGCUCAGAAUGUACAAGAGCUCCUUGAAAAGAAGAAGAAGAGAACCUUCAAGAAAUUUUUCUACCGUGGUGUAGACUUGGAGAGACUCUUGGAUAUGUCACCAGAGCAAUUAAUGCAAUUGCUUGACUGUCGUGGACGCCGAAAAUUCAUGAGAGGAAUGAAGAGAAAACCAAUGGCUCUAAUCAAGCGUCUCCGCAAAGCCAAGAAGGAAGCUCCUGCUUUGGAAAAGCCAGAGUGCGUUAAGACCCACUUACGUAAUAUGAUCAUUCUUCCAGAAAUGAUCGGCAGUGUUGUUGGUGUAUACAACGGUAAAACUUUCAAUCAAGUUGAAAUCAAGCCCGAAAUGAUUGGCCAUUACUUGGGUGAAUUCAGCAUCACAUACAAACCUGUGAAGCACGGUAGACCUGGUAUCGGUGCUACCCACAGCUCUCGUUUUAUUCCUCUCAAGUAG
Molecule: messenger RNA, 488 nt
Organism: Dimorphilus gyrociliatus
Lineage: Eukaryota; Metazoa; Annelida; Polychaeta; Dinophilidae
Source: the annotation of a GenBank genome assembly